AUGUCAUAUGCGUACGGGUACGCUGUCAGCGACGUCAUUGCUGUAUUGGGUCUCUUCGAACGAAUAGCGAUCGAAUUGCGGAACUUCAAGAAUGCACCAGCGCACUUCCAACAACUCGGUGCAGAGAUUGAUCUUCUCCAGAAUGCGAUGAGGCAUGCCGUUCGCCUGAUUCCACAGAAUGACGCUCACCGCGAAACCCUCGAACGCGUCAGAGCCAUUGUUAUGCACUGCCUGACGCCUCUACAAGCGCUGGUCAAUAAAAUGCGGACUAAGGAAUCCAGUCUGGGGCACUUUCGCCUUUCGCACAUCGAAGAGCUUGAGCAACAUUGGGACUCGAAUUCAUUGGUCAAUGAUAGCUAA
Messenger RNA from Trichoderma aggressivum f. europaeum, 360 nucleotides. RefSeq lists its product as uncharacterized. NCBI's taxonomy places the organism in Eukaryota, Fungi, Ascomycota, Sordariomycetes, Hypocreales, Hypocreaceae. Bases 1 to 360 code for a protein of 119 amino acids. The record is from RefSeq and is a predicted model, not a curated record. The transcript has a single exon.